GCCGCGGUCUCUUUGCGUGCCCGGCGCCCUUCUUCCCCGAGGACAGACAGACACAGGCCGCCGGGGGGCGGGGGAUGCCAGGCUGCCGCAUCAGCGCCUGCGGCCCAGGGGCCCAGGAAGGGCCGGCAGAACCGGGGUCCCCCCCGGCGCCGCCCCGGGAGCCCCUGGCGUCCCCUCAGCCCCCGCCCCCAACUCCGACCUUGACCCCGACCCCGACCCCGACCCCCGUGGAGUCCCCGCGGCCGCAGGAGGUGGUCCGAGCCCCGGCGGGCGCGGCCGAGGGUCAGGAGCUGCAGCGCUGGCGUCCGGGCGCUAGCGGGGCGGCGGGGGGCGGCGGGGCGGCGGGCGCGGGCGGCCGCGCGCUGGAGCUGGCCGAGGCGCGGCGGCGGCUGCUGGAGGUGGAGGGCCGCCGGCGCCUGGUGUCGGAGCUGGAGAGCCGCGUGCUGCAGCUGCACCGCGUCUUCCUGGCGGCCGAGCUGCGCCUGGCGCACCGCGCCGAGAGCCUGAGCCGCCUGGGCGGCGGCGUGGCGCAGGCCGAGCUCUACCUCGCGGCGCACGGGUCGCGCCUCAAGAAGGGCGCGCGUCGCGGCCGCCGGGCUCGCCCGCCCGCGCUGCUGGCCUCGGCGCUCGGCCUGGGCGGCUGCGUGCCCUGGGGCGCCGGGCGGCUGCGGCGGGGGGGCCACGGCCCGGAGCCCGACUCGCCCUUCCGCCGCAGCCCGCCGCGCGGCCCCGCUUCCCCCCAGCGCUGAUCCCGGCGCGGGGACGCCCGGCCACCCCGCGCUGGCCGGCCAUCGCCGAGCUGCUGACCGAUGGAUGCUGGCUGGCGGGCCGCAUGGAUGGCGUCAUCUGUGAGGAUGGACGGACCGACGGGUGGCAGGAAGAGACAGUCGGGGGGAGCCAGCGGCCCAGUAAAGGAAACGGAGCUCCUUCCAGCCUUCAGUUUGGAUCUCUGGACUUUUGGAUUCUGCUUCUUCCCUGGACACCUCCAUCAGCAAAACUUCCAGAACUGGCCCUCCUGACCUCGGCACCCCCCUCUCAGGAGCCCUCACCUCACAGGGUUGGGUUCUGGGAAACUUCUCCAUGCUCUGAAUUUCUCUCCAUACUCUGCCUUGGGCUUUGCUUACUCCGCACCAGUGGAGAAGUUAGCACAGAUUAUCAGGAAACACAGCAGAUAGUUCCAGUGCCAGCAAAAAGAAAUUCUUUAGAGGAGAGUCACUAUUCUUAAACAAGCCUCGGCAUAGCUAGAGUCCUCAUUUGGGUAGAUCUCAUUGCUUCCUAGUCUAACAGCACUAGGAGGCCUGCUUGACAAAAGAACACUGGUCAAAGAAAUGCCUCCGUUUCCCUCACCCACUGCCCUGGUUCUCCCUGAGUGGAGGUGUGCUGUGGCCCCUCACAAUCAGCCGCUGCCUCCCGGGGAGAUACACCUCUUUCUCAGGAAGAGGCGGUGGCCACAAGAACCUUCCAAAGUUUUCAAUGCAAAAGGAAAACACAUUUAUUCAAAUAUUGUGAUAAAGGAGGGGGCACAUUUCGUCACACAUAGUCCAGAACCCAUAGAAUUCUACAAAGUGAAUGUAUAUUAAACACGCCCUCAGACUAUAUAUUCAGGAAGAAUAAAUCUCAGUAAUGUGAGUCUGAGGUAUGUGGUU
This is a messenger RNA of Perognathus longimembris pacificus (Pacific pocket mouse), 1646 nucleotides long. RefSeq names its product TMF1 regulated nuclear protein 1 (gene Trnp1). Gene Ontology annotation, biological process: regulation of cell population proliferation. The transcript has 2 exons. Bases 75 to 749 code for a protein of 224 amino acids. The record is from RefSeq and is a predicted model, not a curated record. Gene Ontology annotation, molecular function: DNA binding. NCBI's taxonomy places the organism in Eukaryota, Metazoa, Chordata, Mammalia, Rodentia, Heteromyidae. Gene Ontology annotation, cellular component: nucleus.